AUUGUCUAACUUAUUACCGUUCAUUUCACGUGUAGAGAAAAUUCUGUCUGUUAAAUUUGCAGUUUGUUGAAUUAAAAUGCAACACGACGAUGUUAUAUGGAGUAUUAUAAAUGGCACGUUCUGCUCUUUUAAAGUAAGAACAAAAUCUCAGAAAUUCUGCCGGAAUGAGUACAAUUUAACAGGACUCUGCAACAGAGCUUCUUGCCCCCUGGCAAACAGUCAGUAUGCCACAGUCAGAGAGGAAAAAGGUGUAUGCUACCUAUACAUGAAAACAGUAGAACGAGCAGCUUUCCCUAGUAGGAUGUGGGAAAAGGUGAAAUUGUCGCGCAGCUAUGAAAAAGCUCUGCAGCAGAUCAACGAACAUCUCAUCUAUUGGCCCAAAUUCAUCAAACACAAAUGUAAACAGAGAUUUACAAAAAUUACACAGUAUUUGAUUCGAAUCAGGAGGCUUGUUCUAAAAAGAAGAAAAAAAUUGGUUCCUUUAAGUAGAAAGAUUGAAAAAAGAGAGCGACGAAAAGAGGAAAAAGCUCUGAUUGCAGCAAAAAUAGAUACAGCAAUAGAGAAAGAACUUCUGGAAAGACUCAAAUCAGGAACAUAUGGAGAGAUUUACAACUUCCCCUCUCAUGCAUUUGACAAAGUGAUGGAUGAGGAAGUGGAAGAAGAAUCAGAGUCCGAGAAAGAAGGAGAAGAGGAGGAAGAUGAUGAAGAAGAGGAGGAGGAGGAGGAGGAGGAGGGUGAAGUGGAAUAUGUGGCCGAGGAAGACUUUGAGGAGAGUGACAUGUCAGAUUUAGAGGAUAUGGAUAGGCUGCAGGGAGAUGACAGUGAUGAAGAAAGUGAAAGUAGUAGUGAAAGUAGCUCCGAUGACCAGGAUGUGAAGAAAGGAAAGAAACUGAAAGCAAGGAGGAAACGCCCGCGAGUGGAAAUCGAAUACGAACAAGAAGUAGAUCAACCAUCGACCUCCAAAAUGAGAGCAAAAACUUGAUACAUGUACAUUACUCUAAACAGGAAGUCUGAGCUAUUCAUCAACCUGUGUCAGUUCAAUAACUGGGUUUUUAAAAAAAAAGAUUUCAAAUCUCGAUUUUACAGAUAUUAAAUACUGGUACAUGUACAUUGUAAUACAAACCAUUUACUGGUAAUAUGGCUCAAGUUCAACAAACUUAUUACAUAUGUUCAUGUCAAACUGUUUGUUGAUAAAAGGCUUGAGAAGGAUUUUUCCUCUCAUUUAAACUUUUUAUGGGAUAGAACCUGUAAAAUCUGUUUGAUAAUGAUUUUCAUUGUUACAUGUAUUAAAAAAAAAACCAAUAUAUUUUCUAUCUAAUCAACAACAAAAUCAUGAAGAUGAGAACGUUUAUUUUGCUACUUAGUACAUGUAUAGUCUUUUACAUUAAGUUAAUUUUGCAAAAAAAAAACUUUCUGAAUAUUUAAAUCUUAAAAAUCUACACAGGACAUUUGAUUAUUCACCAUGAAUAUGCAAGUUGAUCUGAAUACUAGCCAAUUAUCAUCUAAAAAUAAUUGCCAAAUAUGGUCCCGUAAUGUGGACACUUUGAAUUCGUGAGGUUUAACUGUUGUAUGUAUAAUAGUAAGGAUGGGGGAAUGUUACAUUUACGAAAAUAAAGUUUUGAAAACAUUA
Molecule: messenger RNA, 1630 nt
Organism: Magallana angulata
Lineage: Eukaryota; Metazoa; Mollusca; Bivalvia; Ostreida; Ostreidae
Product: protein MAK16 homolog B-like
Exons: 10
Coding region: 77-982 (301 amino acids)
Biological process (GO): maturation of LSU-rRNA; maturation of 5.8S rRNA
Cellular component (GO): preribosome, large subunit precursor; nucleolus
Source: RefSeq, a predicted model, not a curated record